Molecule: messenger RNA, 1125 nt
Organism: Seminavis robusta
Lineage: Eukaryota; Bacillariophyta; Bacillariophyceae; Naviculales; Naviculaceae
Source: the annotation of a GenBank genome assembly
AUGGCUCCAAGUGUUCCUCCCAGUUCCAGACCAAGCUCCAUCCCAAGUUUUUCUCCUAGUUCCGAUCCUAGUGCUGUCCCGACCGCCACACCAACAGAGCCACCUACGAUGCCUCCAACCCAACAGCCUACGUACCCUCCAAUCAACAGUAAGUCGGAUCUGGAAGCAGCAAUUACCACUUGGUCAAGCACAGGAUCAUCAAUCUAUGGCCCCAUCGGGAACUGGAAUGUCUCCCAAGUGAAUAAUUUCUAUGGUCUGUUCUUGGGCAAUUCAGCCUUUAAUGAUGAUAUUUCAGGAUGGCAAACAUCGCAGGUCACGGAUAUGUCAUAUAUGUUUUAUGGUGCAAGAGGUUUUAACCAAGAUUUGGCAACUUGGGAUGUGAGCCGUGUCACGACCAUGUUGGGAAUGUUUCAUGAUGCAAGAGCUUUUAACCAAGAUUUGGCAACUUGGGAUGUGAGCAGUGUCACCUCCACAUAUUCGAUGUUUGCUUAUACACAAGCUUUUAAACAAGAUUUAGCAACUUGGGAUGUGAGCCGUGUUUUGGACAUGUCGUUUAUGUUUCAUAAUGCACCAGGUUUUAACCAAGAUUUAGCAACUUGGGAUGUGAGCCGUGUUACCAAUAUGGGGCAAAUGUUUUAUAACGCACAAGCUUUUGACAAAGAUUUGUCAAAUUGGGAUGUGAGCCGUGUCACCACCAUGAUUGAAAUGUUUUUUGGUGCACAAGCUUUCAACCAAGACUUGUCAAAUUGGGAUGUCAGCGGUGUCUUCUGGUUUCGGCAGAUGUUUAAUGGAGCAUCUGCCUAUAAUACAAAUCUAUGUGCUUGGUCGGACAAAAUACAAACUCAUGACAUGGGAAGCAUGUUCUCUGGGACUGGCUGCCCAGAGCAAGCAUCUCCAAGCUUCAUUGCACCCAAUUUGGUGAGCCCAUUGUGUAACGUUUGUAGCAUUUCGUGCUGUCCCGACCACCACACCAACAGAACCACCUACGAUGUCUCCAACAGAACCUCCAACGGUUCCACCAACGGAACCACCAACGAUGCCUCCAACAGAACCGCCGACAAACCCACCGACGGAACUGCCUACGAUGCUUCCAACCCAACAGCUUACGUACCUUCCAAUCAAUAG